AUGAUUCUUUAAAUUGAUAAAACAAAUUCAAACAUCGAUAAAAUCUAGUCAAAGUGCAAAAAUAAGUAACAAAUUAACUAAGAAAUAAUUUGCUUCGUCCAGCUAUUAGUUCAUAAUUUAAAGCAAAUGAUAGGUGGGUGGAAACAAUUUGCAAACAUUGUUAUAAAAUAAAUGUAGUUAUCUGGAUACUAAGAUUAAGAGAUUCUUGAUUUGUUGGGUAAUCAUCAAGAUUUAGUGAAUGAAUGUUCUAGUACAUUAAAGCACUUGAGAUAAAAUAUUUUAACUUAAUCUCAAGUUUUCACUCUCUCACUAAUCUAUCAAAUGCAUAAUUAAGUCAAUGAAUUAAACUUGAAAGAAGGAUAAAAUGAUUAAUCAAUUAAUAUGAGUUAAGAUCUGGAUUAGAAUCAACUAACUUGUCUUAAAGGGAUGAAAAUUGCAAAAAAUUCUUCCUAACAAUCUCAAAUUCCUUAAGACUAAUGGAAAGCAAAGUCGAAUUCAAGAAAUGAGAUGGAGCAAACUAGAGACAUAGGCAGUGACAAAAUUAUUGGUCAAAAUAAUGAAGUUUAAGUAAUUUAAUGGUAAAAAAAUGAUUAAAAAACUCUAUAAUAAAACAAGAUCCCUCUUCCAACGAUUGCUAAUGAUUUGAAUGUUCAAAUACUAUCAUCAAAAAUUAGUAUUCAAGAGUUACCCAAUUCAGUUUAAUUUUCUAUUGAUAAAUCAUAAAACUCAGUAAAUAAAGUUGGCUUAUAAAACGAUUCUGAUGGUAAGAUCGCUGAGUAAUCAUUCAACAAUAUUUCAAUAAAGUAAGAAGCAUUAUUAGUCCAUGAAAGUGAUAUAUAAGAAGAAGUAAAACUAAACAUUGAUUCAAGCUAAGAAAUAUAUAAUUCUUAAGUUAUCAAUGCAAAUUAAAAUUUGAAUAAAAACUUUGGUGAUCUUUCCGAAUAAAAUCCUUAAGUUAAUCAAAUUUAAGCAUUAGCCAAUACUAUGGAUAAUAAGGAUUAGCUUAUUUUAAAGAAGGAUCCUGCUUUUAAAAUUUUAAGACCUAAAAAAAGAAGAUAGAAUGACAAACAAGUCAUUAUUCAAAGUUUCUAAGAAAUAAAAGAAAUAAAUCUAAAUCCUCAAAAGAAAACUACUCUACUCUAUUACAACAUGCUAGAUGAAAAGUUACUUCUAGGAUUGAGUGAUGCUUAUACAUAGGUAUAUUCUAUUAAAAAUGAUGAGGAAUGGGAGUUAACAUCUAUAAUUACUCCUAUAUCAGUUUUCAAUUAUCAGGAAUCAAUCUAUUUCGGGUUGAAUUCUAAAUAAGUUGUUAUCUUAGAUCGAUUGGAAUAUGAGUAGAAAAAGCUUAUUGACACUACUGAAAUAGUCAUAAAAAUAAUACUCUAUACUCACUAUGAUUAUUAGAAUAAUACUAGCAAAGAAUAUUUAGUAUUCCUUGAAGAAAAAGGGUACAUAGAAUUUUAUUCUCUUUAAAAUUAUUCCGUAAUUUUCACUUAUUAGCACAAUUGCAAAAUGGAUAUUAAAGACGGUUUUCAAGUUCAUAAUUCAAAUCAGCUUUGUCUUGGAUUCUCUGAACUUGUGUAGAAUGAAUAUAAAAACGGUCAGCUCUCUUUCAUCUAAAUAAUUAGACCACAAAAUAAUAAUCAAUAAUCAAACAAGCUUGAAAUACUACCCAAAAAAAUAGAAUAAGAGAUAUAGAUUAAAGAAUUAGAAAAUAUCAAGUAUUUCAAUAAAAAGGUAGUAUUUUGUGUCUAGCAAAUUUCAACUAACUGCUUUAUUGCUUUAAGCAUUCAUAAGAAUAUUUUUUUCUUUAACAGAAAAUACCCUAAGAAAGUCUAACAAAUACAUAAUCCAUCAGGUAGCAUCAAUUACAACUCAUUAGUAAAGAUUGAUGGGUUUAGAGAAAGCCGUCCUUAUUUGAUUUUCAGAGAUUCAAAAUCUCUCGGACUGAUAAAUUGCAAAUCACUUGAAGUAUUUACUCUGGCUUAAGGAAUAGAUUAUGCAAGAUGCGGAAACUUAUUUUGCCUUGAGUAAUCCAGUAAUGACAAAGAAGGGAAACUUUACUUGUAUACGAUGAUAUUUGAAAGAAUCUCAGGAAAGAGAUCCCUUAGAGUUUAUUCACUCAAUAUUGAGAACAAUAUGUGA
Molecule: messenger RNA, 2145 nt
Organism: Stylonychia lemnae
Lineage: Eukaryota; Ciliophora; Spirotrichea; Sporadotrichida; Oxytrichidae
Source: the annotation of a GenBank genome assembly